UGUAAGAAAUAAUACUAAAUCGGAAGGAACGCAAACGUCUGGCAAAUUUCAAUUGAUUUUGUGUGAAAAUUGUUUUGUGGCUAUGCCAAAGAAAAAACCAGAUUUAGGUCGUCGAAGUAACACAAAUGUUCAAAGAGCAAGCCAGCGUGCUAAUCGCAGCGAUGACCAACGAGAGGCAGCUAAUGAAAACAGCCGCAUUAGUAUGUCACAAUUGCGUUCGCGACGUACUAAUAAUGAAGCGGAUAGACGAAGAAUGCAACAACACGAUGCUCAUCAAUUACAACGACAGCGAGAACGACGCAAUGCAAUGGACCGAUCACGUAGACUCGAUGCUCCUGUGGUCCUGGAACGCGCAGCAUUCCACUACCAACCGGAAAUAGAUUACGGUGCCGACAAAUCGGUAACAAUUGGAGAAAUGACAAGCAUCUGUCGUUAUUGUAAGGCUAUAAAAUACAUUGGUGAACCUGAUGGACUAUGUUGUGCCAAUGGAAAAGUAAAGCUGCCCCAAUUACUCCCGCCUCCAGAGCCAUUGAAUUCAUUAGUUUUGGGGACCAAUAAUGACUCAAGCCACUUCUUAGCCAACAUCCAAAAAUUCAACAACUCUUUUCAAAUGACAUCAUUUGGUGCAACACACAUUGUACGGGAGAAUUUUAUGCCCACUUUUAAGAUACAAGGCCAAAUUUAUCACUUGGUAGGAGCGCUACUACCACCACCAGAUGCAAACCAUCAAUUUUUACAAGUGUAUUUUAUGGGGAAUACAGAUGCAGAAGCUAAUAUGCGUUGUUCUCAAGACCCAACACUGAAGCAAACUAUUAUUCCAUGCAAGAAGAUUUAA
Messenger RNA from Leguminivora glycinivorella, 835 nucleotides. RefSeq lists its product as uncharacterized. The transcript has 3 exons. The record is from RefSeq and is a predicted model, not a curated record. The coding region runs from base 83 to 835 and encodes 250 amino acids. NCBI's taxonomy places the organism in Eukaryota, Metazoa, Arthropoda, Insecta, Lepidoptera, Tortricidae.